AGACCCACCCAUAUACCCAUCCCACAUGGAAGUGGUGAGAAAAGGCACUUCACCAAAACCUGGCCUCUUCAUUUCCCUCCUUAUUUGGUAAUAAUUAAAUAUUAAAUUAACAUUUUCUUGAAUUUUAAUAUUGAUUUUUGCCUGCGUUUUCUCUCUUAUCAUGCCCUGGUCUACACAUGGAUGGUGGACUUUACAUUCAUUGAACAACUAACUAAUCCAAGCUUCUCUGGGCUGUCUUCAUUUCUUUUCUUUUCUUUUCUUUUUUUAUAUUUUUUUGGGUGUUUUAUUGAGGGAUUUGAGCAAAACAUUUUGUUCUUGGAUCUGGGAAGGUUCUUGUUAUUGUUAAUGCAUUGGUAUUAGUUUCGUCGCAGGUUGAAUGUUCUGCUGAAACAUCUCUGUGUUCUUUUGCUUCUCAUUGUGGAUAUAGUUUGAGUUUCUUUAGUGAAGAAUUGAAAUUGCUUGGUUUGACUGAAAAGAUUUGAUUUUGGAUUGUGGGCUGUCUUGUUACACUUCGAUUGUGGAGCAGAAUGAGUUAAAUCUUGAAGGGUUCUUGGCAGAUUGUCUGGGGUUCUGUUGCAAAGCUUGAAUUAAUCAAGUGAAAUUUGAACAGUAAUUGACUUAAAGGAAUUGCAGUCAGGAGGGAAUUUGCUGGUCAAAUAUGUGUGUAUGGUGUUGAGGGAGAUUAUGUUAAUUCUUGCUGCUUGAAAUGCUUGUAAAAUAUUGUCUAAGUUCUGAGGGUAUCUUUCUGCCAUUGGCUUGGUGUAGUUUUGAGACAUAGGGAGAGUAUAUGGGAAAAUUCUGGUUUUGGAGCCAGGUUUUUGCAUUGAUGAAUAGCUAUGAAUAGAGCAUUUGGAUUGAACGAAACGGUGGAGGAUAAUUAGACCUUGAGAAAGUUUCUGGUGAUUUUGUUAUUGUGAUCAACGAGGGGGGCUGAAGAUGGCAGCAAAGCUUUUGCAUUCCUUAACAGAUGAUAAUCCAGAUUUACAGAAGCAAAUAGGAUGUAUGACUGGGAUCUUUCAAAUGUUUGAUCGUCAGCAUAUGCUUACCAGUGGUAGGCGAAUUGUAGGCCACAGCCCAAAAAGGCUACCUUCUGGAAAUUCCCAGUUCAAUAGAGAUACUCUGGAAAGAGAGUCCAACACCUCACAACUAAGAUCUGCAUCAGUGGAAACGUACUCACACAAGAAUGUGCAAGACCGACAACGAGUCUCCACGGAGUCAUCCAGGGCUUCAUUCUCAUCUUCGUCCCGGUCAUCUUCUUUCUCUUCUCUUGACUGUAACAGAGCUACUACUCAAUUGGAACCAGCAUCCUUUGACCGAAUUAUUUUUCCUGAAAACCCUCCAAGGGAUCCAGCAAUGAACCAGCAAAAUACAUCCCCACAAUUUACUCAACAAACCAUUGAUCUUCGGGAUUUGGUGAAGGAUUCCAUAUACAGGGAAGUUCAGGGUGUAUCUAUUAAAGCGAAAACCGUAGAGGAGGCUACAGUUCCAUAUAGAGAUUCGCCAAGACUACAGUCAAAAGCUAGUGAUGAUUCUUGUGGCUCAGGUCUUGACAAAAAGCAAAGUACGGCUGCUGAUCUGAGGGAAUCUCUUAGAGUUCUUGCUAAGCUUCAAGAAGCACCUCGGUACCAUAACGAACCUAGAGAACUUAUGAGAUCAUCGUCCUACCACUCAAAGGAUGGGCCGUCGUUUUCGAUCUCAAAAGAUGCCCCUCGGUUUUCUUAUGAUGGAAGGGAGAUGAACCGCACAACCUUUAAUUCACGGGAUGGUUCCAACUCUGCCUUAAAGCUUAAAGAUCUUCCAAGACUUUCAUUAGACAGUCGAGCAGGUUCAUUGAGGAGUGUGAAUGCUGAUCCUAAAUCCAACUUGAAACCUAUGCCAAAGGGUAGUGGUGCUUUUGAUGGAAAGGUUCAGAGUCAGCAACAAACACCUGGAAAUCCAGCACGGCCUCCAAGUGUUGUAGCAAAGCUGAUGGGUUUGGAAACGCUACCUGACUCCUUACCAUCUAGUGAUGCCAACAUGGGUUUAACUAGAAGUUAUCCAGAUGCAGAUUUUGUUGAGAGAAGAGAUCCAAGCAAAAUAAUUCAAAUAUCCAGUUCUUCAAAGAACUCUUUGAAGGAGCCUAGCUCACCACAUUGGAGAAAUUCGGACAGUUCAAUGAAACCCAUGUCACGAUUUCCAAUUGAACCAGCACCGUGGAAGCAGAUUGAUGGGUCAAGGGGUUCUCAGAAAGCAGCCUCCAGAAGUACAAGAGGUCCAUCAAAGGCUCCAACCGCAUUUCCGUCUGUUUACAGUGAGAUAGAGAAGAGACUGAAAGAUAUUGAAUUCACACAAUCUGGGAAGGACCUUAGAGCACUUAAACAGAUAUUGGAAGCAAUGCAGGGUAAGGGACUCCUAGAAACCCCAAAAGAGGGACAAGGUUCAAAUUUCACCAGUCAUAAAGACAGUGAGCAAAACAUUUUAACUUCCACAAAAUCAGUAGACGACCAAAAGCCACAGACCGGUGACGUUUUUGCUUCCGCAAAGAGGAGGACAGGUUCUGCACGAACUUACGAGUCUCCAAUUGUGAUAAUGAAACCAGCUAAACUUGUCGAGAAAUCUCGUCUACCUGCUGCUUCUGUAAUUUCACUUGAUGGCUUAUCUCGUCUACCGAAAAUUCGGAGUAGUGAGUCUACUGAUAAUAGUAAGGUUCAAAGCAGUGUCGUGACAUCUAAAGAUCUGAGGUUUAAAUCUAGCCAACAGGACAAUGUUCUAAAUUCUGCCAACACGAAAAAUGACAAAACUCUAAAAACCACACAGACUUCAACUAGAUCCCAGCACUUGGCCAAAGAGGGCAAUGCUGGGUCAGGAAAGAGUUCAGGAUCCAUCAGCCCAAGAAUCCAACAGAAGAAACUUGAGGCAGAAAGAAGAUCUAGACCACCUACCCCUCCUGAUUUAAGCAAAUCAAAAAGAUCGUCAAACAAGCCACAGGGCCUGUCCAACUCUCCAGGUGGAAAAAGACGACCAAAAUAUAUCAACUAUCAGCUAAGUGAAGACCAACUAAGUGAGGUCAGUUUUGAAUCAAGGAAUUUAAGUUCUCAUGAAAAUGAAAAUGAGGAUUCAGCUCAAAUAAACGAGACUGUCCUACUGGGCUCCAGCAAUGCUGAAGUGACUAGUUCUGAAAGAUCUCCUGGCAUAAGCAGUCUCCAGAGCCCAUCUAAGAAAACCUCUGAGUUUAUGCUAUCUGGCUCGGUAGAGAAGAAAUCUACCCUGGUGUUGUGUGAAGAAGAAUCAGCAGAACUAGGUUUUGUUCGCAUUGAAUACUCCAGUCCCGUCUCUGUUCUUGACAAUGUGGUGUACAAACAUGAUUCUCCUCCUACAGAAUAUGCAGGGAAGCCCUUCAAAGUGGAUGCAUCAACGGGUAAUGAGAGGAACCCAACUGCCGCUCAAGAGAGUUCAGUGGAUGGUUUUGAUCCCAACUCCAUGAAAUCUGGUGCUACAUUUGAAAUUAACAGAAAGAAACUGCAAAACAUUGAGAACUUAGUUCAGAAGCUCAGACGGCUCAACUCCAACCAUGAUGAAGCCCACACAGACUACAUUGCCUCGCUAUGUGAGAACACUGACCCGGACCACAGAUAUGUUUCUGAGAUUCUAUUGGCUUCUGGUCUCCUCCUAAGAGACCUCAGUUCGAGCCUGUCAGAUUUCCAGUUUCAUCCCUCCGGUCAUCCUAUCAACCCUGAGUUGUUUUUAGUCUUGGAACAAACAAAGGGAAGCACUUUAUUGAAGGAAGAAUGUGGCUUAAAAAAGACAGCUCAAUUGACGACAAGUGAGAAGUUUCAUCGGAAACUCAUAUUUGACACUGUUAAUGAGAUUCUUGCCAGAAAAUUAGUCGAGGGAGGUCCACAUUUUGAGGCUUGGUCAAGGCCGAGGAAGCUAGCCAGAACUGCCCUCAAUGCUCAGAAGCUUCUUAAAGAAUUAUGUUCUGAGAUUGAAGAGCUUCAGGCCAAGAAUCCAAAAUGCAUCUCUGAUGAAGAAGACGAUGGGUGGAAAAACAUCUUGUGCAAUGAUGUCAUGCAUUGGUCAGAAAGCUGGAUAGACUUUGAUGCUGAAAUCUCAGGUGCAGUCCUUGACAUUGAGCGGCUGAUAUUUAAAGAUUUAGUUGAUGAGGUUGUGAUUGGGGAGUCUGCCGGUUUGAUAACGAAACCAGGCAGGCGUAAACUCUUUGCAAAGUAGAUCAUAUUCAGCUUGCUGUCUUUCAUCCA
Molecule: messenger RNA, 4238 nt
Organism: Sesamum indicum (sesame)
Lineage: Eukaryota; Viridiplantae; Streptophyta; Magnoliopsida; Lamiales; Pedaliaceae
Product: protein LONGIFOLIA 1
Biological process (GO): regulation of monopolar cell growth
Source: RefSeq, a predicted model, not a curated record